Sesamum indicum (sesame) is the source of this 1368-nucleotide messenger RNA. Its product is annotated as transcription factor bHLH30-like. Gene Ontology annotation, molecular function: DNA-binding transcription factor activity; protein dimerization activity. Gene Ontology annotation, biological process: regulation of DNA-templated transcription. The record is from RefSeq and is a predicted model, not a curated record. Lineage: Eukaryota; Viridiplantae; Streptophyta; Magnoliopsida; Lamiales; Pedaliaceae.
GUAGCAGCCGAAACACCCAAGAGCCAGCAACAGAUUCCACCCCAAAUCUCCGUCCGAAAUCCCCUCAUCUCUCUCUCUCUCUCUCUUUUUUAAUAGCUUUGCCUCAAUUCAUGACUUUCUUCUGCGAAAAGAUUUUCUUGGCGACGUCCCUGUCAAAAGCAAACUCCAGCGGGACUUCAAGUACAAUUUCUUCUUGAUACUCGCUGACAUACUCCAGAAAUUGCGAUUGCUUUUCCUAGUUAAGCAAUGGAAGCCGCAGAAGAAACCCGAGCUUGCAGUACCACUUCAAGACCUGCCCAUCUCUCUCUCCCCAACAUAUCUUUGCCUUUGCCCGUUUUCUGAUGAACAAACAGAAAAAGAUGGAAUUUUUCAACACUUCUGAUGGGUUCCCCGCGAACUAUCUUGGGUUCCAAGAGCUGAUAAGAAAUGGGUCGUCGUCCAGUUCGUCGUUGGUAUUGGAUAAUCAGAGAGGAGAGCUUGUCAGGGCUCUGGUGAAGCCUGGACAGAAGGUGGCUAAUGCGGAGAAGGCUCUGAUAGCUCUGAGGAAUCACAGCGAGGCUGAACGCCGGAGAAGGGAAAGAAUUAAUGGUCACUUGGCCACGCUGAGGAGCCUAAUCCCUGGAACAAAUAAGAUGGACAAAGCAGCAUUACUGGCCGAAGUCAUCAAUCAAGUAAAGGAACUCAGACGGAGUGUGGCCGAAGCUACUGAUGGAACGCUGGUGCCGACAGAUAUUGAUGAAGUGACAGUUGAACAACAGGAAGAUUUAAACGACGGAACUGCCUUCUCGAUCCGGGCAUCCCUGUGCUGUGAUUUCAAACACGAGCUUCUCUCCGAGUUAAGAGAAGCUCUUGAAGCUCUCCCUUUGAAGAUGAUAAGGGCCGAGAUGGCUACCUUGGGAAGUAGAAUGGUAAACGUGUUCGUGAUCUCUGGACGAGAUGAGGGCUCAAACGUAGAGGGUAGGGAAGGAGGCCAACUUCUUGUUGACUCGGUACAUCAAGCUCUGAGGUCCGUGCUCGAUAAAUUUUAUGCAUCGGAGGAGUUCUCGUCACGCAAUGCACUGUCCGGUAAGAGGAGAAGGGUUUCGUUUUUCAACUCUUCGAAUUCAUCUUCUCUGGGAGAUGUCUGGUGAGAAGGUGAGCUUGUUUAUGUAUGAAUUGGUUGUUUAUGCUGCGUUUGUUUGUCAAAUGCAUUGAUGCAUAAGUGAUCAAGACUUUGGUGGCAUAUGCUUUGGCAUGUAUAUCUUCUACGUUUUGGUGGAAAGGGGUGUGCAUGCCUUGUCAUAUGCCUGCCUUUAUUUGAAUCUAUUCUGCUUUCUACAUGGAAAAUAAUGACUAGUUUGUUGUUCUUGUACACUUCACUGUCAAAAU